AUUUUUGGUUGUGAAGUUUUUUUUUUUUUUUUUAGUUUAGUAUUUUGGGAGUUUCAAGGAUGUGUUUUUAGGAAAGGGAAAAUGAUUUAAGGGCUGAUUUUUUGGUUGUGAUUUGUGAAGUUGGGAUUUUCAGUUCUGAGAAGUUGCAAAUUGGUUUUGGAAUAAUGAAUACUUCUGGUAUGGGUGGUGGCUUUUUAUCUGGGUAUAAUGGUGGAUUUUUGGGGAUGAAUAUGCUGCAACAACCUGAACCAAUGAGUAAUAAUGCAGUUCAUGGUCAUCAGAUGAAUCACAAUAAUGUUCAAUCAUCGGUGAGUGCAAAAUUGGGGCUUGAACACGAAAAAACUGUUGGUUUGAUGGAUGCACAAGGUUGUAUGGCUUAUGGGAAGGAUAAAGCAGUUGGGCCGAGUAAUGUUGUGAAUACUAGUAAUAAUCCUAAUAGCAAUACGAGUGACGAGGAUGAGCCUAGCUUUAAUGAGGAUGGAAAUGGUGAUAACAACGGUGGGGCACAGGGGAAGAAGGGAUCUCCAUGGCAGAGAAUGAAAUGGACUGAUAAUGUUGUUAGGCUUCUUAUACAAGUAGUUGCAUGUGUUGGAGAUGACGGUAGUUUGGAAGGUCCUGGAGUGGGGUUGAAGAGAAAAUCUGCUUGCCUUCAGAAAAAGGGUAAAUGGAAAACAGUAUCGCGAAUAAUGAUGAGUAACGGUUGUCAUGUCUCACCUCAGCAGUGUGAGGAUAAGUUUAAUGAUUUGAACAAGAGGUACAAGAAGUUGAAUGAUAUUCUUGGGAGGGGUACUUCUUGUGCUGUGGUGGAAAAUCCGAUUCUAAUGGACUCCAUGCCUCAGCUUUCUGCCAAGGCCAAGGACACGGUGAAAAAGAUACUUAACUCAAAACAUUUGUUUUAUAGAGAGAUGUGUGCUUACCAUAAUGGGCAGAAGAUACCUGAUUGCAAUGAUCUUGAAUUUCCAGCUCACUCUUCACCUGUUGCAGCACUGUGUGCAAAAGAUCAUAAUGGCUCCCAGGGAGACGAAGCUGAAGAAAAUGACGAAAGUGAUGAUGAUGAUGAUGAAUCGGAUGAUAACCAUGGUGAUGGUGAUGCACGUAAAAUUGCAGAUUUUGAUGAGAGAAUGAGACGAGUUGAAGAAAAUGGCUGCUUCUUGCCACAAAUUAACGGGAAUGAUAAUUUUUUGGCUGAAAUUAAUGAAUUUUUUCAAGACCCUACAAAAUCCCAGUGGGAUCAGAAAAUGUGGAUUAAGAAACGGAUGUUACAACUGGAAGAGGAAAAGAUUGGCAUCCAAGCUGAAGCCUUUGAGUUGGAGAAACGUCAGGUUAAGUGGCAAAGGUUCUGCCGCAAGAAAGACAGGGAGUUUGAAAUAGAAAGGCUGGAGAACAAGAAAUUAAUGUUGGAGAAUGAGCAUAUGGCAUUGCAACUGAAGCAUAAGCAGCACGAAUUAGACAGUACAAAGCCCAAUAUUUCUUUCAAUUCUGCACCUCUCAGCUUAGAUAGACCGAUGGGAAGAGAUCAGCUUGAUGCAGCUAGGUAUCAUUAGCUAGUAAGCAUCGGAAAUCUCCAAGUUUUUGGCAACCUGUUAUCGCUCCCUUUUGUUGUAAAAUCUUUUAAAAAUGUUUUACAGCUAACAUGCAGCAGCAAACUUGUUAAUCA
This is a messenger RNA of Solanum verrucosum, 1657 nucleotides long. RefSeq lists its product as uncharacterized. The transcript has a single exon. Bases 165 to 1544 code for a protein of 459 amino acids. Lineage: Eukaryota; Viridiplantae; Streptophyta; Magnoliopsida; Solanales; Solanaceae. The record is from RefSeq and is a predicted model, not a curated record.